UCCACGCAGCCGUCGGGCGGGGCACGUGUCCCGCCGGCGGGAGGUUUGGAGUGCGUGCAGGAGAGUUGCCGGUCUCGAACUUUCGGCGGUGGAGCUGAUAGAUGACCUAGGGCCACACCGAGUCAUCUUCCCUCCUGAACCUUCGCCGAUGGGGCCUCGGGGCCCGACUUGCGCACCUGGCGGGAAAGGCGGAAGGGAAGCAGCCUGGGACUGGUCUCCCUUGGAAGCACUGGGUUGAUGAAAUGUAUCAACUGGAAUCCACUUGCUUUUGGAACUGGGAUCAGCACAAAGACAAUAUAUUGGAUGGCUAGCAAACAAGCAAUGUCAUUUCACACACAAGGAAGACUAUUGUGUUAUAAUGGGGAAGUCCUUGUUUUUCACCUGAAGGAAGGAGAUUUUGCAGAUAACAGGCCUGCAAAUGGAUCCAUAUUACAUGUCAGAAGAAUGGUGUUUGAUGGCCAAACAAGAAAGUUUAUUCUGAAAUCCACUGGUUUUUUUAACAUGAAGGAGAAUCAUUCCAAUUUAAAAAUUGUGUCUUGCAACUCUGUGUCAGAUUUCAGAACUGGAAUUAACCUCCCUUGCAUAUUGAUACAAAACACAGAAUACAAUAAUGUUUUCAAUUAUUAUUUAUUACUACUUCAUAGAACCAACAAAUUUGAAAGGUGUUUGAGUUUCAAACUAAACUAUGAAUUGAAGAAUGACUUAUGGGUCCUAAAUGGCCCUCUGGUUUUUUGGCAACAUGUGAAAACAUUCUUUUGUGUCUCUUCCCAAGUUGAGAAAGUUACUAGUGUGUCAGUAAAUUUUUCCUCUAUUAAGUGGAUAGGUGAGAUUGAAAAUAGAGGUAUGGUUUUAUUAGGACUAACAGAACAUUUUUCAUUCGAGAGAGGAUCUACUCCAGAGCAUUCAAAAUCAGAUUAUGCAGUGUGUAAUACCAAAUUUUGUGCUUAUGCUCUUGAAAGUCAAGAAAUACUAAGUGAUAGAUACAUUGUCCCUCCUAUUUAUAGUAGUAUAGUAACCUGUGUGCAUGUCUGUACAACUGAGAUUGUCAACAAUCAAUUAAGAAUGUCCCUGAUCAUCCUUACUCAAAAGAAUCAACUCAUUUUAUUUCAAAAUGGAAGUCCUAAAAGUGUGUGCCAUCUUCCAUUUCCUGACCCCUGUGCAGUUCAAGUCCUAGAUUCAGGUAAAGGAAAGCUCUUUUUCAUUGUGUCGUUUAGAUCCAGUGAUGCUUGUGCAGUUUCGGCGAAGACGUUCCAGGUUGUUGCCAAGUGGGAAAAACUUAGCUCAGUGCUGGUAGAUGACUUCACUGGAGCUGGAACUGAGCAGGUGCUACUUGUUUGGGCAGACUGUCCAAGCUCAGAUCCACUGAUAUCAUUUAAAAUAACAGAUAUUAUAAACUACUCGAGUGACCCACUGGAUUAUAAGGGAGAUGCUUUAAUGGAAGGCCAACAUGAGAAUUGUUAUUUGGUGGUUUCACCUUUGGAAGUAAGAUGUAAAGCUGAUUUUACUUUCAUUCGUGGAUUAAGGCAGCAUCUCUUGCUUCAGGAAAAUAUUAUUGCAAAAUCUUGGAAAGUUUUGAUAAAUUUAAUUCAAGGAAAAGAUAAUAGUACGUCAAGUGAAGAGGAGGAAUCUCUUGUUCCAUUUUUUGAUGAAGAAAAUUGUGUUCAUGCUAUCGAUGAAAACUUACCAGACAGUAUUCAAGACCCAGAAGUUGUAGUUGAGAAGAUGUGGUGCCACGUACUGGAUGAUAGCUUCGUUGUCGGAGUGAAAGUCACAUCUGUGAAACUAUCUUCGAAUGAUGUGACUUUAUCACUGUUAAUAGAUCAAAGCUGUGGCUCCACGUUUCAGCUUAUUAAAUGUCAAAAUAGGGUGAUGAGUACAGAUUGUUUCCCAGAGCCAUACUUGGUACCUUGUGAAGAAGAUCCAGAGGUAAAAAGGAUCAAGUUGAGUGCUGAUAGCAAGGGAGAUGAAAGCCAUUCUUGUGGGCAGCCAUUGAAGAAAGCAUCUGUGUACAUCAUCACUGCUGUGGCGUCUCUGCCACCUCUACUGGCAUUCAGUAAAUUUCAUUGCACUGUGCUGCUACACAUUAGUGAGAGAGAGAGUGAUGGAUAUGCUGAAUCUCGUUGUAUUCCUUGUGGCAGACUUCAUCUGAAGCUGGAAGAUCUUUCACGUAGGAAAUACCUAUUGACAUUUCCAAAAAAGAAUUCAAUCGAGAACAUGGAAGAUCUUUUUUCACUUCUCGCAGUAUUGCACAAAUCUUGUUUUUAUGUCACAUCACCUCACUAUGCCUUGAAUCUAAUGAAGAUAUGGCUUUUGGAAUACAUGAAAUGUGAAGUCAUUAGAGAAUUUCCAGAAAUAUACUUGUAUAAAAAGCUGGGAAAUUGUUGCAAGAUCCUCUUACACUGGAAACAAAGAACAGCGUUUGAAGGAAUCUUAACACUGUAUUGCAGGAGUCAACGAGUUUUGCUGCAGUGCCUUCAUGAUCUCAACAUAGCUCUCCCUGUAAACUGUUGUUUCAGAUAUCUGAAAUUCGGAAGUGAGGGUUUCCUAAUUGAUCAUUUGGCAUCGGCUUUGGAAAGGGAACUUGUUACACUAAGUUCUCUUUCUAUGUUGGCCUCAGAUCAUGUUAGAAGCAAGUUCGUGCAGGAGUGUGAAGCAAGCCAACAGCAACAUAGUGCUUUGUCUCCAACACCAGCCAGAACAGAGGUUCACAGAGAAAGGGCUGUGCUGGGCACCAACCUUAAAGUGAGUGGUACAGCUUUUACAGAGGGUACUUUGAAAUUAGCUGAGACUGAGCUGAAAUCAGACCUCAUUGCAAAGAAACUAGCCUAUUUAUAAUUGUAGUGUGUUUGUUUUACAAUGUUGCCACUGCUGUAAAGUUUCUUGUUCCACUUGUCACAUGCCUCCUUUGUUAAUUAUUAUAAUAAUUAAAGCUGAUUUUAAUCAA
Jaculus jaculus (lesser Egyptian jerboa) is the source of this 2944-nucleotide messenger RNA. RefSeq names its product FA complementation group B (gene Fancb). Gene Ontology annotation, cellular component: Fanconi anaemia nuclear complex. Gene Ontology annotation, biological process: negative regulation of double-strand break repair via homologous recombination; interstrand cross-link repair; positive regulation of double-strand break repair via homologous recombination. The record is from RefSeq and is a predicted model, not a curated record. The transcript has 9 exons. The coding region runs from base 238 to 2835 and encodes 865 amino acids. Lineage: Eukaryota; Metazoa; Chordata; Mammalia; Rodentia; Dipodidae.